AUGGCAACAGGUACAGUGCUUCCCUCUGCAUACGCCGCCUUCUUUGCCGGCAGAAAAACAGCCCACAGAUCGAAAGGGCCCAAAGGCGUCAACAUCAAGAAAGCCGAACAGUACGACGAAGACGACGGGUGUCUCGAUUUCACCACCGACUGCGGGACAAAUAAGAGAAGGUUAUUAGGCUGUCCCGACGCCGACGCCGACGCCGGCCGAGCCAAGAAGUCGAAGAGGAUCACGGCCGGUUCGGGUUCAUCUUCCUGGUACGGCAGCAUACACGACUACGAGUGUCUGGACAUGAUCAGCCAGGGCGCGUACGGUGCCGUCUACAGAGCACGCCACAAGAAGACCCACGAGAUUGUGGCCGUGAAAAAGGAGUUUGGCGGGUUAUGCGAGUCGACACUGACCGAAAUAAGCAUCCUCCGCUCCAUCCGCCACCCGUCCGUGGUCGAGUACAAGCAGGUGGUCAGCGAUGACCUCGACGGGAUUUACGUGGUGAUGGAGUACAUGGAAUACGAUCUCCACGAAUACUUGAAGAAGAAUCCCUCGAUCGAUCUUCCCCAAGUCAAACGCUUGAUGAAGGAGCUGCUCGAGGGAGUCCAGCACCUUCACGAGAAGGAAGUCAUGCACAGGGACCUCAAGCCAUCGAACCUCCUCUUAAACGCCGAGGAGCCGGGCAAGCUCAAGAUUUGUGAUUUCGGGUUGUCCAGUCGGUUCGAGGACAAGCCCUGCACGCCCCACGUAGGGACUCUAUGGUACAGGGCGCCUGAGCUGUUCCUUGGGGCCCACGAGUAUCUGCCUGCAGUCGACAUGUGGUCGGUCGGCUGUAUCAUGGCAGAGUUCUUCUUGGGAAAAGUGCUUUUCAGAGGGGAGUCGGAAAUCGAGCAGCUUCAGAUCAUAGUAACUAAUUUGGAGCAGCCACACUGUGAGCUUCAACACAAGUUUGCUGCUGCCAAUGCUUUGAAAGGCGGGCCGUUGCUCACGCAAAGUGGAUUCGAGCUGCUGUCACGCCUUUUGACGUACAGUCCGCAAGACAGAAUAACGGCUCGAGAGGCUCUUGGUCAUUGGUGGUUUCAAGAGUGA
Striga hermonthica is the source of this 1077-nucleotide messenger RNA. The record is from the annotation of a GenBank genome assembly. Lineage: Eukaryota; Viridiplantae; Streptophyta; Magnoliopsida; Lamiales; Orobanchaceae.